AUGGGGCAGGUCAGUACCCGCUCCCUGUGCCGGGCCAGCUCCCGCGCCUGGCAGAGGCAGCUGCCCUGGCCCGGCCCCGCGCCUGCAGCCCCACGGGGCCGCAGCCCCGCGUGGAGCCCCGGGACAGCUCCCGCCCAGGGACUCUCCUCCAUGGCCCCCUCCAUCCGCCUGUCGCCCGCCGCCCGCAGCCUCUUCGAUGAGCCGCUGGCCAUCGCCGUGCAGGGCCUCGGCCCGCGGCAGCAGGUCACUCUGCGGACGUCCUUGCGGGACGAGACCGGAGAGCUCUUCCAGGCCAGUGCCCUCUACCAGGCGGGCGACGACGGGGAGCUGGACCUCGCCCGCUGUCCUGCGCUGCCGGGAGGCAGCUUCUCCGGCCUGGAGCCCAUGGGGCUGCUCUGGGCUCUGCAGCCCCAGAAGCCUUUCUGGCGGCUGGUAAAGCGGGAUGUGCAGAGCCCCUUCCUCCUGCAGCUGGAGGUGUUUGAGGGCCACGGGGAGCGCCCGGGGCGGCUUCUGGCCCGGGCGCAGCACGAGCGGGCGUUCCUGCGGGACGGGGUGCAGAGAGUCCCGGUGCGAGAAGGGAGGAUCCGGGCAACGCUUUUCCUGCCCACUGGAGAAGACACCUUUCCAGGGAUCAUUGAUAUACAUGGACUUGGAGGAGGUCUUUUUGAGCCCAGAGCAAGUCUGCUGGCCAAUCAUGGCUUUGCCACACUCGCCCUGGCUUAUUAUCAGUUUGAAGAUCUGCCCCAGGAACCAAAGGAACUCCACCUGGAAUAUUUUGAAGAGGCAGUGAACUAUAUGCUGCAGCACCCACAGGUGAAGGGUCCAGGGGUUGGCCUGCUCGGUUUCUCCAAAGGAGGUGAAGUGUCCCUUGCCAUGGCUGCCUUCCUGAAGAACAUCAUGGCUGUUGCUUCCCUCAAUGCCCCUGUUGCUGCUACAUGUAUUCCUUUCUCUUACAAGGAUAAAACCAUCCCCACUGUGACCGUAUAUGAACACAAAGCCAAGGCCACUAAUUCCAAAUUUCUUGAUUAUUCUGAUGUCAUUGAUGAUCCUUUUCAAGCCCCUGGCAACCAAAGCCGGAUCCCACUAGAGAAAGCUGAAGCACAAUUUCUAUUCAUGGUAGGCCAAGAUGACCGUGUUGUCAAAAGUGAGUAUUAUGCUACUGAAGUCUGCAAGCUUCUGCAGGCUCAAGGGAAGGAAAAUUUUCAGAUUCUCUCCUACCCUGGAACAGGGCACUGCAUAGACCCACCCUGUUUCCCUUUGUACCACAUAGGAAGCCACCCCGUUUUUCACAAGCGAGCAGUCCUGGGUGGGGAGCUCAGGGCUUAUUCUAAAGCUCAGGUUCAUGCUUGGUCACAGAUCCAGGCAUUUUUCAGAAAGUAUUUAAUUGCUAACUAAUGUGCAACAAAUAAUGUGCAAGCAACACACAAUUUUGAACAACCAGAUCUGAUAAAUUCUACUACAGUUAUCAGGUCAAACCUUGUCACAGCUGUACCAGU
This is a messenger RNA of Vidua macroura (Pin-tailed whydah), 1496 nucleotides long. Its product is annotated as acyl-coenzyme A thioesterase 5-like. The transcript is spliced from 3 exons. The coding region runs from base 1 to 1395 and encodes 464 amino acids. Lineage: Eukaryota; Metazoa; Chordata; Aves; Passeriformes; Viduidae. The record is from RefSeq and is a predicted model, not a curated record. Gene Ontology annotation, biological process: acyl-CoA metabolic process; fatty acid metabolic process. Gene Ontology annotation, molecular function: fatty acyl-CoA hydrolase activity.